CCGAGGCAGUCUGUCGCCGGCGGUCGGCGCGUGCGCUAGUAUCCCCGUGCCAUGUGAAUUUAUACGAACAAAAUGUGUUACAAAGUAAUCUUAUUAACGCUCUCGGUCUCAGUGACUGCGAGGCCACAAUUUUUCCCCCAAAACUUCCAAAGACAAUACCAAUUUGUGCCUGUAGUGGAACCAGUGUUUGUAGAGCCAUAUGUGGACCGUGCACUCAGCUUCAACUCGCGCAUAAAUGCAGCUGCCAACCAGUUUUUUAAUCCUAACCAGGACAUACCAAGGGAUGUGAGAGGAGAAACCGGCCCAAAGUUUGAAAGAAUCAUGGAAUCCAACACGGAAAUGUUAACGAGUAACCUUAACCGAAUGGAGGACAAUCGAAACGGUGCAGUGACUCCGAACGUGAAUCAGUUCGAUAGUGGAAAUGAAAGGAAUGGUGAAUUUGUUACUCCACAACCAAAUAAUCCACCAACACAUAAACGGAAACACUCUCAUAAAAAUAGACACCGAGGGAAUAAUGCUACAAAUGUUAUGCAAAACAAUCCGUUGCCAGAUAAUCAGGAUUUCAAUCAAAACCAGAGAAAUACUAACAAGCAACUUACAACUCCAAGUCCUAACAAUCAGUUCGUGCCAAGUGUAAAUGUACCGAAUUAUCCAAACAAUCCGCAGGAUAGCAAAGCGUUUAUAAACACACAGUAUGAUAACAACAAUCAGCCGCCUAGACCUACUCCUGAGUAUAGGUCAAAUGUCAACGAUGACCAGAAUGGACAAACCGUUAGUGACGUGAAUCAUAACGGCAGUCCAUCUAACAGUAGUUCGGCAAGACCUGGUUUAAAUGAAGGUAGAGUGGCCCAAGAGGGAAGGAUCAACGAAGGGUCUGACGAAGAUGAAGAGAAGUGGGUGUGGGGCUAUUCCAAUGUGACGGAAAAGGUAGUGACAGAGAUGGUGGUGAUAGCGAUAACGCCAGAUGUGGAUGACCGAGCGAACUUCGAUGGUGGAUCGUGUCCCACCGGAAAGGUGAAGAUCGGGACAAUGUGCGUUGAUAAGGACUGAUAGAUUAGGUUUACGUAACAGGAAAAUUUUGAUGCGAAAAUUAGCAGGUAAAAAAUAGCUAUGUUGCUAAUAUUGUGGUUGGCUAACGUGAUUUGAUGUGAUAAUUUCGAUGAUAGGUUUGAUCUUGUGAAAACCUAAUAAUGUCGACAUCAUUUUGAUAAUACAAGAUUGUAUUUAUGUGACUUUUACGAGUGAUGACAAUCUGGUUUUUGUUUGUGUCACAAGUGUUAGAAAAUUAAAAGUUGUUGAUGAACUUCUUCAUUUACUUGGAUGAUGGAGACGUUUGGUUUAAGCUCAAGGGUCUACGGCCGGCUUGAACUCAAAUUAUAUUCUCAGUGAAGUAUCUAGAUUAGAAAAUGUAUAUAAAAUGAGUACUUAAGUAUCUAAUAGUCGUAAGUAAACCUCAUAAAGUUUUGAGAUUAGUCAUGAUUCUAAUCCAUAAAUUUUCCAUCGCACUGAGAUGUAAUUAAUUCAUUAUAUCUGUACUUACGGUUUAUUGGUGUUCGAGAUUAUACAUUAGAAGCUAAAUGUACCUAGAUAAGACAUUGUAGAUAGGUCUGCUGUACAUAUACUUUAAUAUUGUAAUUAGUUUUAAUAUGCAAUCGUGUGUAGAUAAUUUGUUAUUAGGUUUAAUUAAUUUAUUAAUAUAUUCAGACAACAUUAAGACACGUGCUUUGGAAUUAUUAGCCACAUAAAGCAAAGCACAUAGAACACCUUUUGUGGUUGUGAUUAGUGAAAUUUACAAAAUCUGAUGUUCUGUUACUUACAUCAGAGAAUAGAUGUUGCUUUUUGCUUUGUAUCUAGUUUCUGUGACAUAAUAUACAAUGUAAGUUAAAUUAUAGGUCUGUGUCAGUGCCUGAGACAUGGGAGCGGGCACGGGAGGAUGUCUUUGUGCCGUCAUACUUUAACGAAACUUCAGAUCUUGAUUUGUAUGGUCUGUAACGUCAUAAUAAUUAUGUCAAUGUCACCCCUCCCGUGCCACGCCCCAUAGCUCAAACACUGAGUUUAGCUCUAAACCAGUUAUUAAUGUCUAACUUUUCUGAAUACUAAUAUUACUAGCGCUAAAACUGGAUUAUUAUGUCAUUUUAGUAAUUAGGUAUUACAUCAUCAAGCAAUUUUGUCAGAAAUAAUUUGCAAAUUGCAUUCUCGCAAUGCCUAAUGACCACUUUUGGUUAUUAAAAAUGACUGGAAAUUAGUGUUAUUAUUAUUAUUAAUCUGUAACUUGUACAUAUUUAUUGUAAUUAUUUUUAGAAUCGAAGAAAUAUUGUGUAAUACUAUACAGGGUGUGUUUGGAUUAUCAAAACAAAUAAAUCCAAACUGUUUAGGGACCAAAAUUGUAAUACGUAAUUUGAUCUUGGGCAAAACAAGAAGUUUUACUGUAAAUAGGUAUUAAUUUUAAAUAAUAAUUAAUUUUGUACCAAAUAUUGUAUAAACAUGUGCUCUAAAACUGUGAUCGUAAAUACAGGCAUGAACAAAACCGA
Molecule: messenger RNA, 2531 nt
Organism: Ostrinia furnacalis (Asian corn borer)
Lineage: Eukaryota; Metazoa; Arthropoda; Insecta; Lepidoptera; Crambidae
Exons: 1
Coding region: 73-1050 (325 amino acids)
Source: RefSeq, a predicted model, not a curated record